AUGGUUCCUCCCUUCAAUGUCCCGCAUUGCUCCUCCCUUCAAUGUCCCGCAUUGCUCCUCCCUUCAAUGUCCUCAUUGCUCCUCCUUUCCCUUGCUGCUGCUGUCCCGGCCAACCCUCCGCUGCACUGCUCCAAUCUCUUUCAAGACACAUUCGAAUCAGUUCUGAGCCAACUCAAAACCCCCUCUUUUUCCCCUCCAGCUCCCACCGUCCACCCUCUGCCCUUCCGCACAUACUCGCUGCUACUGUGCCUCUGCAACAUCUUUCCGUCUCUCCUUCCCCUUGUCCCCUGCUUCCCUCUACCCCAUUUUCUCUCCCCUGCCCUCUCUGCGCACCCCUGGUCCCUCCCUCCUCCCUAUCCCCCUCUCCUCCCCUUCCUUCCCUCCCCUUCCGACUCCCCUUCCCCCCUCGUCUUCCCCUCCUCCCUCUCCCCCCCUCCUCCCUUCCCCCCCUCCUCCCGUCCCCUCCUCCUCCCUUCCCCGCCUCCUCCCUUCCCCCCCUCCUCCCUUCCCCCGCGAUCUGAGCUCAAACUCUAA
Molecule: messenger RNA, 534 nt
Organism: Closterium sp. Naga37s-1
Lineage: Eukaryota; Viridiplantae; Streptophyta; Zygnematophyceae; Desmidiales; Closteriaceae
Source: the annotation of a GenBank genome assembly